AUGCCUCGCGGAAACGAACAGCAGACCAAGGUGCACUACAAGGGCAAGGACGAGGACUUCAUUGUCUUUGUGGAGAGCACGGAUGCGGUGAAGCAGUGGAGAGGGGACAAGAGUGUGCCGUUGGCGCAGGUUGUCGGCGGGUGGAAGGUGUUCAUUACGCACAAACACGGCAAUCAGGGCAUCCUUGACACGGCGUCGCACAGCGCGCUCGAGAACGAGUUUGGCACGCACAAGGAGGAGGACGUCGUGCAGCAGAUUCUGGAGAAGGGCGAUUUGCAGGAGAGCGAUGCCAGGGAGCGCCAGGGCGACACCAACAUCACCAAGGGA
This is a messenger RNA of Paraphaeosphaeria sporulosa, 327 nucleotides long. Its product is annotated as putative RNA binding protein. Lineage: Eukaryota; Fungi; Ascomycota; Dothideomycetes; Pleosporales; Didymosphaeriaceae. The record is from RefSeq and is a predicted model, not a curated record. The annotation marks the transcript as partial. The transcript has 3 exons.